GGCACCCAGCAGCCUCAGACCCCUCCCGCCCCCGGCUCCCGGCAGCAGGAACAGCGGCAGGAGACAGAGCGAGGGGCCGCCAGCGACGCCGGGCUCCGCGGGGUUCGGGAGCCGGCCCCUGCAAGAAGGAGCAGAGCCAUGGCCGAUGGGGGCGAGGGCGAGGAUGAGAUCCAGUUCCUGCGAACUGAUGAUGAAGUGGUUCUACAGUGUACCGCAACCAUCCACAAAGAACAACAGAAACUAUGUUUGGCAGCAGAAGGAUUUGGCAACAGACUUUGCUUCUUGGAGUCCACUUCGAAUUCCAAGAAUGUCCCUCCAGACCUCUCCAUCUGCACCUUCGUGCUGGAGCAGUCCCUGUCUGUCCGGGCCUUGCAGGAGAUGCUGGCUAACACUGUGGAAAAGUCUGAAGGGAAGGUUGAUGUGGAAAAAUGGAAAUUCAUGAUGAAGACUGCUCAGGGUGGCGGCCACCGAACGCUCCUCUAUGGCCAUGCAGUACUGCUGCGGCAUUCCUACAGUGGCAUGUAUCUGUGCUGCCUGUCCACCUCUCGGUCUUCAACUGAUAAGCUGGCUUUUGAUGUUGGCUUGCAAGAGGAUACAACAGGUGAAGCUUGUUGGUGGACCAUCCAUCCUGCCUCUAAGCAGCGCUCAGAAGGAGAAAAGGUGCGGGUUGGAGAUGACCUCAUCUUAGUGAGUGUGUCCUCUGAAAGGUACCUGCACUUGUCUUACGGUAACGGCAGCUUGCACGUGGAUGCUGCUUUCCAGCAGACCCUCUGGAGCGUGGCCCCCAUCAGCUCAGGAAGUGAAGCAGCCCAAGGGUAUCUGAUUGGUGGUGACGUCCUCAGGUUGCUUCAUGGACACAUGGAUGAAUGCCUCACUGUCCCUUCAGGAGAACACGGUGAAGAGCAGCGGAGAACUGUUCAUUACGAAGGUGGUGCUGUAUCCGUUCACGCACGUUCCCUGUGGCGACUAGAGACACUAAGAGUUGCGUGGAGUGGAAGCCACAUAAGAUGGGGACAACCUUUUCGACUACGCCAUGUCACAACAGGAAAAUACUUGAGUCUCAUGGAAGACAAAAGCCUUCUACUCAUGGACAAAGAGAAAGCUGAUGUCAAAUCAACUGCAUUUACCUUCAGAUCUUCCAAGGAAAAAUUGGAUGUAGGAGUGAGAAAAGAAGUCGAUGGCAUGGGAACCUCUGAAAUAAAAUAUGGAGACUCAGUGUGUUAUAUACAGCACAUCAGUACAGGCUUGUGGCUAACUUACCAGUCUGUGGAUGUGAAAUCGGUGAGAAUGGGAUCCAUACAACGCAAGGCUAUUAUGCAUCAUGAAGGACACAUGGAUGAUGGCCUAAAUUUAUCCAGAUCUCAGCAUGAAGAAUCACGGACAGCACGUGUCAUCCGGAGCACAGUCUUUCUUUUUAAUAGAUUUAUUAGGGGCCUUGAUGCUCUCAGCAAAAAGGUGAAGGCUUCCACAGUAGACUUACCUAUAGAGUCUGUAAGUCUGAGUCUGCAGGACCUUAUUGGCUACUUCCACCCACCAGAUGAGCAUUUAGAGCAUGAAGAUAAGCAGAACAGAUUACGAGCUCUGAAGAACAGGCAGAAUCUCUUCCAGGAAGAGGGAAUGAUCAACCUCGUGCUCGAAUGUAUAGACAGACUGCACGUGUAUAGCAGCGCCGCUCACUUCGCGGAUGUUGCUGGGAGAGAAGCAGGGGAAUCUUGGAAAUCGAUUCUGAAUUCUUUGUAUGAGUUGUUGGCGGCACUAAUUAGAGGAAAUCGUAAAAACUGUGCUCAAUUUUCUGGCUCCCUUGACUGGUUAAUCAGCCGACUGGAAAGACUGGAAGCUUCUUCUGGUAUUCUUGAAGUUUUACACUGUGUGUUAGUAGAAAGUCCAGAAGCUCUCAAUAUUAUUAAAGAAGGCCAUAUAAAAUCCAUUAUCUCACUUUUAGACAAGCAUGGAAGAAAUCACAAGGUUCUGGAUGUCUUAUGCUCUCUCUGUGUUUGCCAUGGAGUGGCAGUCCGUUCUAACCAGCAUCUCAUCUGUGACAAUCUUCUGCCAGGAAGAGACCUGUUAUUGCAGACACGCCUUGUGAACCAUGUGAGCAGCAUGAGACCCAAUAUUUUUCUGGGUGUCAGUGAAGGCUCUGCACAGUAUAAGAAGUGGUACUAUGAGUUGAUGGUGGACCACACGGAGCCGUUUGUGACUGCUGAAGCCACUCACCUGCGCGUGGGCUGGGCUUCCACAGAGGGCUACUCACCCUACCCCGGCGGGGGCGAGGAAUGGGGUGGAAACGGCGUCGGAGACGACCUCUUCUCCUACGGAUUCGAUGGCCUUCACCUCUGGUCAGGUUGUAUUGCCCGGACUGUCAACUCACCAAACCAGCAUCUCUUGAGAACUGAUGAUGUCAUCAGUUGCUGUUUAGAUCUAAGUGCCCCAAGCAUCUCCUUCCGAAUUAAUGGACAACCUGUUCAAGGCAUGUUUGAGAAUUUCAACAUUGAUGGCCUCUUCUUUCCAGUUGUCAGUUUCUCUGCAGGAAUCAAAGUACGCUUUCUGCUUGGGGGGAGACAUGGAGAAUUUAAAUUCCUUCCUCCGCCUGGGUACGCUCCUUGUUACGAAGCUGUUCUGCCAAAAGAAAAGUUGAAAGUGGAGCACAGCCGAGAGUACAAGCAAGAAAGGAGUUACACACGGGACCUCCUGGGCCCCACAGUUUCCCUGACACAAGCUGCCUUCACACCAAUCCCAGUGGACACCAGCCAGAUUGUGUUGCCUCCCCACCUGGAGAGGAUACGAGAAAAACUGGCAGAGAAUAUCCAUGAGCUCUGGGUGAUGAAUAAAAUUGAACUUGGCUGGCAGUAUGGUCCGGUUAGAGACGACAAUAAGAGACAGCACCCGUGUCUGGUGGAGUUCUCCAAGCUGCCUGAACAGGAACGCAAUUACAAUUUACAGAUGUCUCUUGAGACCCUGAAGACGUUGUUGGCUUUAGGAUGUCACGUGGGUAUAUCAGAUGAACAUGCUGAAGAAAAGGUGAAAAAAAUGAAGCUGCCAAAGAAUUACCAACUGACAAGUGGAUACAAGCCUGCCCCAAUGGACCUGAGCUUUAUCAAACUCACCCCAUCUCAAGAGGCUAUGGUGGACAAGUUGGCGGAAAAUGCUCAUAACGUGUGGGCUCGGGAUCGGAUUCGACAGGGCUGGACCUACGGCAUCCAACAGGAUGUAAAGAACAGAAGAAACCCUCGGCUUGUUCCCUAUGCCCUUCUAGAUGACAGAACUAAGAAAUCCAAUAAGGAUAGCCUCCGUGAGGCUGUACGCACACUCCUGGGAUAUGGCUACAACCUGGAGGCACCUGAUCAGGAUCAUGCUGCCAGAGCAGACGUGUGCAGCGGCACGGGAGAGAGGUUCCGGAUCUUCCGGGCAGAGAAGACGUACGCUGUGAAGGCUGGAAGGUGGUAUUUUGAAUUCGAGGCGGUCACUGCUGGAGACAUGCGAGUUGGCUGGAGCAGGCCAGGCUGUCAACCUGAUCAGGAGCUUGGCUCAGAUGAACGUGCCUUUGCUUUUGAUGGCUUCAAGGCCCAGCGAUGGCACCAGGGCAAUGAGCACUAUGGACGCUCUUGGCAAGCCGGCGAUGUUGUGGGGUGUAUGGUUGACAUGACAGAACACACCAUGAUGUUCACACUGAACGGCGAAAUCCUCCUUGAUGAUUCAGGUUCAGAACUGGCUUUCAAGGACUUUGACGUUGGUGAUGGAUUCAUACCUGUGUGUAGCCUUGGAGUGGCUCAAGUGGGCAGGAUGAACUUUGGAAAGGAUGUCAGCACCUUGAAAUAUUUCACCAUCUGUGGCUUACAAGAGGGCUAUGAGCCAUUUGCCGUUAACACAAAUAGGGAUAUUACCAUGUGGCUGAGCAAGAGGCUUCCUCAAUUUCUCCAAGUUCCAUCAAACCAUGAACAUAUUGAGGUGACCAGAAUAGAUGGCACCAUCGACAGUUCCCCAUGUUUAAAGGUCACUCAGAAGUCCUUUGGUUCUCAGAGCAGCAGCACGGAUAUCAUGUUUUAUCGUCUGAGCAUGCCCAUCGAGUGUGCAGAGGUCUUCUCCAAGCCUGCAGCUGGAGGGAUCCCUGGCACCGGCCUCUUUGGGCCCAAGAAUGAUCUGGAGGAUUAUGAUGUGGAUUCAGACUUUGAGGUUCUCAUGAAGACAGCUCACGGCCAUCUGGUGCCAGAUCGAGGAGACAAAGACAAAGAAGCUGCAAAACCAGAGUUUAAUAACCACAAAGAUUAUGCUCAGGAAAAACCCUCUCGUCUGAAACAGAGGUUUUUGCUUCGAAGAACAAAGCCAGAUUAUAGCACCAGCCAUUCUGCAAGACUCACUGAAGACGUCCUUGCAGAUGAGAGGGAUGACUACGAUUACUUGAUGCAAACGUCCACGUACUAUUACUCAGUGAGAAUCUUUCCUGGACAAGAACCUGCCAAUGUCUGGGUGGGCUGGAUCACAUCCGAUUUCCAUCAGUACGAUACAGGCUUUGACUUGGACAGAGUUCGUACAGUGACCGUGACUCUGGGAGAUGAAAAAGGAAAGGUGCACGAAAGCAUCAAACGCAGCAAUUGCUAUAUGGUGUGUGCGGGGGAGAGCCUGAGCCCGGGGCAAGGACGCAACAACAACGGCCUGGAGAUUGGCUGCGUGGUGGAUGCCGCCAGUGGGCUGCUCACCUUCACGGCCAACGGCAAGGAACUGAGCACCUAUUAUCAGGUGGAGCCAAGCACAAAGUUAUUCCCUGCAGUUUUUGCACAAGCUACAAGUCCCAAUGUUUUUCAGUUUGAGUUGGGAAGAAUAAAGAAUGUGAUGCCUCUCUCAGCGGGAUUAUUCAAGAGUGAGCACAAAAACCCUGUGCCACAGUGUCCCCCACGUCUCCAUGUGCAGUUUCUCUCACAUGUCCUGUGGAGCAGAAUGCCCAACCAGUUCUUGAAGGUAGAUGUCUCUCGAAUAAGUGAACGCCAGGGCUGGCUGGUGCAGUGCGUGGAGCCUCUGCAGUUCAUGUCACUUCAUAUCCCAGAGGAGAACAGGUCUGUGGACAUUCUGGAACUGACAGAGCAGGAGGAGCUGCUCAAGUUCCACUACCACACUCUCCGGCUCUACUCGGCUGUCUGCGCGCUCGGGAACCACCGCGUGGCCCACGCCCUGUGCAGCCACGUGGACGAGCCGCAGCUGCUGUACGCCAUCGAGAACAAGUACAUGCCCGGCUUGCUGCGCGCCGGCUACUACGACCUGCUCAUUGACAUCCACCUCAGUUCCUACGCCACCGCCAGGCUCAUGAUGAACAACGAGUUCAUCGUCCCCAUGACCGAGGAGACGAAGAGCAUCACCCUCUUCCCGGAUGAGAACAAAAAACACGGGCUGCCGGGCAUCGGCCUCAGCACCUCCCUCCGGCCGCGGAUGCAGUUUUCCUCCCCGAGCUUUGUCAGCAUUAAUACGGAGGGUUACCAGUAUAGCCCGGAGUUCCCGCUGGACAUCCUGAAGGCCAAGACCAUCCAGAUGCUGACAGAAGCCGUGAAAGAGGGCAGCCUUCAUGCGCGAGACCCCGUUGGGGGCACCACCGAGUUCCUCUUUGUCCCUCUCAUCAAGCUGUUCUAUACCCUGCUCAUCAUGGGUGUCUUCCACAACGAGGACUUGAAACACGUCUUGCAGUUGAUUGAGCCUAGUGUGUUCAAGGAGGCCGCCAGCCCCGAGGAGGAAAGCGAGGUGGUGGAGAAGGAGCCCUGCGUGGAAGACUCCAAGCUGGAAGGAGCCGCAGAGGAAGAAAGCAAAGGCGGUAAGAGGCCCAAGGAGGGCCUGCUCCAAAUGAAACUGCCAGAGCCAGUAAAAUUACAGAUGUGCCUGCUACUUCAAUACCUCUGUGACUGCCAGGUCCGGCACCGAAUAGAAGCCAUUGUGGCCUUUUCAGAUGACUUUGUAGCCAAGCUCCAAGACAAUCAACGAUUCCGAUAUAACGAAGUUAUGCAAGCCUUAAACAUGUCGGCUGCACUCACAGCCAGGAAAACAAAGGAAUUCAGAUCCCCGCCUCAAGAACAGAUCAAUAUGCUUCUCAAUUUUAAGGAUGACAAAAGUGAAUGUCCAUGUCCUGAAGAAAUCCGAGACCAACUCUUGGAUUUUCACGAAGAUUUGAUGACACAUUGUGGAAUUGAGUUGGAUGAAGAUAGGUCUCUGGAUGGAAACAAUGAUUUAACUAUUAGAGGACGCCUGCUGUCCUUGGUAGAAAAGGUGACGUACCUAAAGAAGAAGCAAGCUGAAAAGCCAGUUGAGAGUGACUCCAAGAAGUCAUCCACUCUUCAGCAGUUGAUUUCUGAGACCAUGGUCCGAUGGGCUCAAGAGUCUGUUAUUGAAGACCCUGAGUUGGUGAGGGCCAUGUUUGUAUUGCUCCAUCGACAGUAUGAUGGCAUUGGGGGUCUGGUACGGGCUCUGCCAAAGACCUAUACUAUAAAUGGUGUUUCUGUGGAGGAUACCAUCAAUCUGCUGGCAUCUCUUGGUCAGAUUCGUUCCCUGCUAAGUGUGAGAAUGGGCAAAGAAGAAGAGAAACUUAUGAUUCGUGGGUUAGGGGAUAUCAUGAACAAUAAAGUGUUUUACCAGCAUCCUAAUCUCAUGAGGGCACUUGGGAUGCAUGAGACAGUGAUGGAGGUCAUGGUCAAUGUCCUUGGAGGUGGAGAGUCCAAGGAAAUCACUUUUCCAAAGAUGGUGGCCAACUGUUGCCGUUUUCUCUGUUACUUCUGUCGUAUAAGUAGGCAGAAUCAGAAAGCUAUGUUUGAUCAUCUCAGUUAUUUACUGGAAAACAGCAGUGUUGGUCUUGCCUCACCAGCUAUGAGAGGGUCAACACCAUUGGAUGUGGCAGCAGCCUCGGUGAUGGAUAAUAAUGAACUAGCUUUAGCUUUGCGGGAGCCAGAUCUGGAAAAGGUAGUUCGAUACUUGGCUGGUUGUGGACUGCAGAGUUGCCAGAUGCUAGUGUCAAAGGGUUAUCCAGACAUUGGGUGGAAUCCAGUUGAAGGAGAGAGAUAUCUUGACUUUCUCAGAUUUGCUGUCUUCUGUAAUGGGGAGAGCGUGGAGGAGAAUGCAAAUGUUGUGGUGAGAUUGCUCAUUCGGAGGCCUGAGUGUUUCGGUCCUGCCUUGAGGGGGGAAGGUGGGAAUGGCCUGCUCGCAGCCAUGGAAGAAGCCAUAAAAAUAGCCGAGGAUCCCUCUCGAGAUGGUCCCUCACCAACUACCGGAUCCAGCAAAACACCUGAUACAGACGAGGAAGAGGAUGACACCAUCCACAUGGGAAAUGCCAUCAUGACCUUCUAUGCAGCUUUGAUUGACCUGUUAGGACGCUGUGCUCCCGAGAUGCAUUUGAUUCAUGCUGCCAAGGGGGAAGCCAUCAGAAUCAGGUCUAUUUUGAGAUCUCUGAUUCCAUUGGGAGAUUUGGUGGGAGUGAUCAGCAUCGCUUUUCAGAUGCCCACAAUAGCCAAAGAUGGGAAUGUGGUGGAGCCUGACAUGUCUGCAGGGUUUUGUCCAGAUCACAAGGCAGCCAUGGUUUUGUUCCUUGACAGGGUCUAUGGAAUUGAGGUUCAGGAUUUCCUCCUCCAUCUUCUUGAGGUUGGCUUUCUGCCAGAUCUCCGGGCUGCUGCCUCCUUAGACACGGCUGCUUUGAGUGCCACAGACAUGGCCCUGGCCCUCAAUCGGUACCUCUGCACAGCUGUGCUCCCCUUGUUGACAAGGUGCGCUCCUCUUUUUGCGGGCACCGAGCACCAUGCUUCUCUCAUUGACUCGUUGCUUCACACUGUGUACCGGCUUUCGAAGGGCUGCUCACUCACCAAAGCUCAACGGGAUUCCAUAGAAGUGUGUUUACUCUCUAUCUGUGGCCAAUUGAGACCUUCUAUGAUGCAACACUUACUCAGACGAUUAGUAUUUGAUGUCCCAUUAUUAAAUGAACACGCAAAGAUGCCUCUUAAGCUGCUGACAAAUCAUUAUGAAAGAUGCUGGAAAUAUUACUGCUUGCCUGGAGGGUGGGGAAACUUCGGAGCUGCCUCAGAAGAAGAACUUCAUUUAUCAAGAAAGCUGUUCUGGGGCAUCUUUGAUGCCCUGUCUCAAAAGAAAUAUGAACAAGAACUUUUCAAACUGGCACUGCCUUGCCUGAGUGCAGUUGCGGGAGCUUUGCCUCCAGACUACAUGGAGUCAAAUUAUGUCAGUAUGAUGGAAAAACAGUCAUCAAUGGAUUCUGAAGGGAACUUUAAUCCACAACCUGUUGAUACCUCAAAUAUUACAAUUCCUGAGAAGUUGGAAUACUUCAUUAACAAAUAUGCAGAACAUGCCCAUGACAAGUGGUCAAUGGAUAAGUUGGCAAAUGGAUGGAUUUAUGGAGAAAUAUAUUCAGACUCAUCUAAAGUUCAACCAUUAAUGAAGCCAUAUAAACUGUUAUCUGAAAAGGAAAAAGAAAUUUAUCGCUGGCCAAUCAAAGAAUCUUUAAAAACUAUGCUGGCUUGGGGAUGGAGAAUUGAAAGGACACGGGAAGGAGACAGCAUGGCCCUUUAUAACCGUACCCGUCGUAUUUCUCAGACAAGUCAGGUUUCUGUAGAUGCCGCCCAUGGGUAUAGCCCACGAGCCAUUGACAUGAGCAAUGUUACACUAUCCAGAGAUCUGCAUGCUAUGGCAGAAAUGAUGGCUGAAAACUACCAUAAUAUAUGGGCAAAGAAAAAGAAACUGGAACUGGAGGCCAAAGGAGGUGGAAACCAUCCGCUACUGGUGCCUUACGAUACACUGACGGCCAAAGAGAAAGCCAAGGAUAGGGAGAAAGCACAGGACAUCCUCAAGUUCCUGCAGAUCAACGGCUAUGCUGUGUCCAGAGGGUUCAAAGACCUGGAACUGGACACGCCUUCUAUUGAGAAACGAUUUGCCUAUAGUUUCCUUCAGCAACUCAUUCGCUAUGUGGAUGAAGCCCAUCAGUAUAUCCUGGAGUUUGUGUUUGAAGUGCAACAUGUACCUAAAAAACUCUUCAUGUCUACAGAUGGUGGCAGCAGAAGCAAAGGAGAGCAUUUCCCUUAUGAGCAAGAAAUCAAGUUCUUUGCUAAAGUCGUUCUUCCUUUAAUUGAUCAGUAUUUCAAAAACCACCGUUUAUACUUCUUAUCUGCAGCAAGCAGACCUCUCUGUUCUGGAGGACAUGCAUCAAACAAAGAGAAAGAAAUGGUGACUAGCCUAUUCUGCAAACUUGGAGUUCUUGUCAGGCAUAGGAUUUCACUAUUUGGGAAUGAUGCAACAUCAAUUGUCAACUGUCUUCAUAUUUUGGGUCAGACUUUGGAUGCAAGGACUGUGAUGAAGACUGGCCUGGAGAGUGUUAAAAGUGCACUCAGAGCUUUCCUGGACAAUGCCGCAGAGGAUCUGGAGAAGACAAUGGAGAAUCUUAAGCAGGGCCAGUUCACCCACACCCGAAACCAGCCCAAAGGUGUUACUCAGAUUAUCAAUUAUACCACGGUGGCACUCUUGCCAAUGCUGUCAUCAUUAUUUGAGCAUAUUGGCCAGCAUCAAUUCGGAGAAGAUCUAAUAUUGGAAGAUGUACAGGUGUCAUGUUAUAGAAUUCUGACUAGCUUGUAUGCUUUGGGAACCAGCAAGAGUAUUUAUGUGGAAAGGCAACGUUCUGCAUUGGGAGAAUGUCUGGCUGCUUUUGCUGGUGCCUUUCCUGUAGCAUUUUUAGAAACUCACCUGGACAAGCACAAUAUUUACUCCAUCUACAAUACAAAGUCUUCGAGAGAGAGAGCAGCUCUUAAUUUGCCUACUAACGUGGAAGAUGUUUGUCCAAAUAUACCAUCUUUGGAGAAGCUCAUGGAAGAAAUUGUGGACUUGGCUGAGUCCGGUAUUCGCUACACUCAGAUGCCACACGUAAUGGAAGUUAUCCUGCCCAUGCUUUGUAGCUACAUGUCUCGUUGGUGGGAGCAUGGACCUGAGAAUAAUCCGGGAAGGGCUGAGAUGUGCUGUACGGCUCUGAACUCAGAGCACAUGAACACACUACUGGGCAAUAUCCUGAAAAUCAUAUAUAAUAACUUGGGUAUUGAUGAGGGAGCCUGGAUGAAGAGGUUAGCAGUGUUUUCCCAGCCUAUUAUAAAUAAAGUGAAACCUCAGCUCUUGAAAACUCAUUUCUUGCCAUUAAUGGAGAAGCUCAAGAAAAAGGCAGCGAUGGUGGUAUCAGAAGAGGACCAUCUGAAAUCUGAGGCCAGGGGAGAUAUGUCUGAAGCUGAACUUCUCAUCCUAGAUGAGUUCACCACACUGGCCAGAGAUCUCUAUGCCUUCUAUCCACUCCUGAUUAGAUUUGUGGACUAUAACAGGGCAAAGUGGCUGAAAGAGCCUAACCAAGAAGCAGAAGAUCUUUUCCGCAUGGUUGCUGAGGUGUUUAUCUACUGGUCAAAAUCCCAUAAUUUCAAAAGGGAGGAGCAGAACUUCGUGGUGCAGAAUGAAAUCAACAAUAUGUCUUUCCUUAUUAUGGACACCAAGUCAAAGAUGUCCAAGGCAGCUGUUUCUGAUCAGGAAAGGAAGAAAAUGAAGCGCAAAGGGGACCGAUAUUCCAUGCAGACCUCUCUUAUUGUGGCCGCUCUGAAGCGGUUACUACCCAUUGGGUUGAACAUCUGUGCCCCUGGGGACCAGGAGCUCAUUGCUCUGGCCAAAAAUCGCUUUAGUCUGAAAGACACUGAGGAUGAAGUUCGAGAUAUAAUCCGCAGUAAUAUUCACUUACAAGGCAAGUUGGAGGAUCCUGCUAUUAGAUGGCAAAUGGCUCUUUACAAAGACUUACCCAACAGGACCGAAGACACUUCAGAUCCUGAGAAGACAGUGGAAAGGGUCUUGGAUAUAGCAAAUGUGCUUUUUCAUCUUGAACAGAAAUCUACAUGUAUGCGCCGGAGAUAUUACAAUCUGGUUGAGCAUCCUCAGAGAUCCAAAAAGGCCGUGUGGCACAAACUGCUCUCUAAGCAGAGGAAACGUGCUGUGGUUGCUUGCUUCCGAAUGGCUCCUUUAUAUAAUCUGCCGAGGCAUCGGGCUGUCAAUCUCUUUCUUCAGGGAUAUGAAAAGUCUUGGAUUGAGACAGAAGAACAUUACUUUGAAGAUAAAUUGAUAGAAGAUUUAGCGAAACCUGGAGCAGAACCUCCAGAAGAAGAUGAAGGAGCUAAGAGGGUUGAUCCUCUUCAUCAGCUGAUCCUUCUGUUUAGUCGAACAGCUUUAACGGAGAAAUGCAAACUGGAGGAAGAUUUUUUAUAUAUGGCUUAUGCAGAUAUUAUGGCAAAGAGUUGUCAUGAUGAGGAAGAUGACGAUGGGGAAGAGGAAGUGAAGAGUUUUGAAGUCACAGGAUCCCAACGCAGCAAGGAAAAAGAAAUGGAAAAGCAAAAGCUUCUGUACCAGCAAGCCAGGCUCCACGACCGCGGUGCUGCUGAGAUGGUGCUGCAGACCAUCAGUGCCAGCAAAGGUGAAACUGGACCCAUGGUGGCUGCUACUUUGAAACUUGGAAUUGCUAUCUUAAAUGGAGGGAACUCUACCGUACAGCAGAAAAUGCUUGACUACCUCAAGGAGAAAAAGGAUGUGGGCUUCUUUCAGAGCCUGGCUGGCCUGAUGCAGUCAUGCAGUGUCCUCGACCUAAAUGCAUUUGAGCGACAAAACAAAGCUGAAGGACUUGGGAUGGUGACUGAGGAAGGAUCAGGAGAGAAAGUUCUGCAGGAUGACGAAUUCACCUGUGACCUCUUCCGCUUCUUGCAACUGCUUUGUGAGGGACACAACUCAGAUUUUCAAAAUUAUCUGAGAACUCAGACUGGCAAUAAUACAACUGUCAACAUAAUCAUCUCUACUGUAGACUAUCUUCUGAGAGUUCAGGAAUCAAUUAGUGAUUUCUAUUGGUAUUACUCUGGGAAAGAUGUCAUUGAUGAACAAGGACAAAGGAAUUUCUCCAAAGCUAUUCAAGUAGCAAAACAAGUCUUUAACACUCUUACAGAGUAUAUUCAGGGUCCUUGCACUGGCAACCAGCAGAGUUUGGCCCACAGCAGGCUCUGGGAUGCUGUGGUGGGCUUUCUUCAUGUGUUUGCCCACAUGCAGAUGAAGCUGUCUCAGGACUCCAGUCAAAUUGAGCUACUAAAAGAAUUGAUGGAUCUUCAGAAGGAUAUGGUGGUCAUGUUGCUGUCCAUGUUGGAAGGCAAUGUUGUUAAUGGCACCAUUGGCAAACAGAUGGUUGAUAUGCUCGUGGAAUCUUCCAACAACGUGGAGAUGAUUCUCAAGUUUUUUGACAUGUUCUUAAAACUCAAGGACUUGACGUCUUCUGAUACUUUCAAAGAGUAUGACCCUGAUGGUAAGGGAGUUAUUUCCAAGAGGGACUUUCACAAAGCCAUGGAGAGCCAUAAACACUACACCCAGUCCGAGACUGAGUUUCUCCUGUCCUGUGCAGAGACAGAUGAAAAUGAAACCCUGGACUAUGAAGAAUUUGUCAAACGGUUCCACGAGCCUGCCAAGGACAUUGGCUUCAACGUGGCAGUGCUUCUGACAAACCUCUCCGAACACAUGCCCAAUGAUACCCGGCUGCAGACUUUUCUGGAACUGGCCGAGAGUGUGCUCAAUUACUUCCAGCCCUUCCUGGGCCGCAUCGAGAUCAUGGGCAGUGCCAAGCGCAUAGAGAGGGUGUAUUUUGAAAUCAGUGAGUCCAGCCGAACCCAGUGGGAGAAGCCCCAGGUUAAGGAGUCCAAAAGGCAAUUUAUAUUUGAUGUGGUCAAUGAAGGGGGGGAAAAGGAGAAGAUGGAGCUCUUCGUGAACUUCUGUGAGGACACCAUCUUCGAGAUGCAGCUGGCGGCUCAGAUAUCAGAAUCAGAUCUGAACGAGAGGUCAGUGAAUAAAGAGGAGAGUGAGAAGGAGAAGCCGGAGGAGCAGGGUCCAAGGAUGGGUUUCUUUUCCAUCGUGACGGUCAAGUCCGCCCUGUUUGCCCUCAGGUACAAUAUCUUGAUCCUUAUGCGGAUGCUCAGCCUGAAAAGCUUGAAGAAGCAGAUGAAGAAGGUGAAGAAGAUGACAGUGAAGGACAUGAUCACAGCCUUCUUUACAUCCUACUGGGGUAUUUUGAUGAGCCUCCUGCACUUUGUAGCCAGCGUUUUCAGAGGCUUCUCUCGCAUCAUCGGCAGCCUCCUGCUGGGAGGAAGCCUGGUCGAAGGUGCGAAGAAGAUUAAAGUGGCAGAGCUCCUGGCCAACAUGCCAGACCCCACACAGGAUGAGGUUCGAGGAUACGGGGAGGAGGGGGAGAGGAAAACCCUGGAAGGGGCCCUGCCCUCUGAAGAUCUGACGGAUUUAAAGGAACUGACAGAGGAGAGUGACCUGCUUUCCGAUAUCUUUGGCUUGGACCUGAAGCGAGAAGGAGGGCAGUACAAACUGAUUCCUCACAAUCCCAAUGCUGGCCUGAGUGACCUCAUGAGCAACCCCGUCCCCAUCCCAGAGGUGCAAGAAAAGUUCCAGGUAACUUACCUCCAGUCACAGCAGCUCUCUGGACUUCAGGAACAGAAGGCAAAAGAAGAAGAAAAGGAAGAAAAAGAAGAAAGUAAAUCCGAACCUGAGAAAGCUGAAGGAGAAGAUGGAGAAAAAGAAGAAAAAGCCAAAGAAGACAAGGGUAAACAAAAGCUGAGACAGCUCCACACACACAGAUAUGGAGAGCCAGAAGUUCCUGAGUCAGCAUUCUGGAAGAAAAUCAUAGCCUAUCAACAGAAACUUCUAAACUAUUUUGCUCGCAACUUCUACAACAUGAGAAUGUUAGCCUUAUUUGUCGCAUUUGCAAUCAAUUUCAUCUUGCUCUUUUAUAAGGUCUCCACUGCUUCUGUGGUUGAAGGAAAGGAGCUACCCACUCGCAGUUCAAGUGAAAACGCCAAAGUUAGCAGCUUGGACAGCAGCUCGCCCAGAAUCAUCGCAGUGCAUUACGUGCUGGAGGAGAGCAGUGGCUACAUGGAGCCCACACUGCGGAUAUUAGCCAUCCUGCACACGGUCAUCUCUUUCUUCUGCAUCAUCGGAUACUACUGCUUGAAAGUCCCACUGGUUAUUUUUAAGCGAGAAAAGGAAGUAGCUCGAAAAUUGGAAUUUGAUGGGCUUUAUAUUACAGAACAGCCUUCAGAAGAUGAUAUUAAAGGCCAGUGGGAUAGACUCGUAAUCAACACACAGUCAUUUCCCAACAACUACUGGGACAAAUUUGUUAAAAGAAAGGUUAUGGAUAAAUAUGGAGAGUUCUAUGGCCGAGACAGAAUCAGCGAGUUACUUGGCAUGGACAAAGCUGCCUUGGACUUCAGUGAUGCCCGGGAAAAGAAGAAGCCAAAGAAAGACAGCUCCCUGUCAGCUGUACUGAACUCUAUUGAUGUGAAGUAUCAGAUGUGGAAACUAGGAGUCGUUUUCACUGACAACUCCUUCCUCUACCUUGCCUGGUAUAUGACCAUGUCCAUUCUUGGACACUACAAUAACUUUUUUUUUGCUGCUCAUCUUCUGGACAUUGCUAUGGGAUUCAAGACAUUAAGAACCAUCUUGUCAUCAGUAACUCACAAUGGCAAACAGCUUGUAUUAACUGUUGGCUUAUUGGCUGUUGUUGUAUACCUAUAUACUGUCGUGGCAUUCAAUUUUUUCCGAAAAUUCUACAAUAAAAGUGAAGAUGGCGAUACACCAGACAUGAAAUGUGAUGACAUGCUAACGUGCUAUAUGUUCCACAUGUAUGUUGGAGUACGUGCCGGAGGGGGUAUUGGUGAUGAAAUCGAAGAUCCAGCUGGUGAUGAAUAUGAGAUAUAUCGAAUCAUCUUUGACAUCACCUUCUUCUUUUUUGUAAUUGUCAUUCUCUUGGCCAUAAUACAAGGUUUAAUCAUCGAUGCUUUUGGGGAACUAAGAGACCAACAGGAACAGGUCAAAGAAGACAUGGAGACCAAGUGCUUCAUCUGUGGGAUAGGCAAUGAUUACUUUGACACCGUGCCACAUGGCUUUGAAACCCACACUUUACAGGAACACAACUUGGCCAAUUAUCUGUUUUUUCUGAUGUAUCUUAUAAACAAAGAUGAAACGGAGCACACAGGACAGGAAUCUUAUGUUUGGAAGAUGUAUCAAGAAAGGUGCUGGGAAUUUUUCCCAGCCGGAGACUGUUUCCGGAAACAGUAUGAAGACCAGCUAAAUUAAUCUCAGUCCAAGAUCACCUCCAAAAACCAAAACACACACACAUGCACACACACACACACACACUCUUUGUCUCUGUCCUUCUGUUUCUAGAUUCUGUCUCUCUCUGUUCUCUUGGAAACAUCUUGCUGAUGUUGUGAACUGCCAGCAUUACAUGCUUUCUUGGAGUAGUGAAGCUGUGUUUCUGAAGACCUGACUCUGCUUUUCCCCCCACCUAGGGUAUUUUCUUUAAGAAUAAUGACUGAAGAAUAAUCUAAAUUCAUACACAGACAAAAUAGGAAUUUUGAAAAGAAAAACAUUCUGGAGAUUCUCAAUCAUUAUUAUACAGACAGAUUUCCUUCUGGGACUCCUGGAAAUCUGCUUGCACUCUGAACAUUCACAGGGAAGCGUGGCAGCCACACUCAUUCAGCCUCUUUAUUUCACCAUCUGGAAAGGAACUCUCUAAUGGUCACAGAGCACUGUAGCACUUACUGCUGUGGACACCAGUUACGAAGGGAAAUAGUGCCUUACUAUAUGUGGGUUGAGCUAUGCAGAAGAUAUGUGCAUGAAAAAAAAUCUUUAUUUUCUUUAUGUCGACUUUUUUUCUUAGUUAAAUUGACUUUUGUGAGUUUUCUUUUUUUUUUUUUUUUUCUUUCAUGCUUUUCUUCGGUGGGGGAGGGUAAGAAAAGCAGUUUGUGUGCACCUUUUGAAAAAGACGGGUGGCCUGUCUCAGGACGAGAGGAGGUUCUUCUCAUUCAUCCAAAUUCCCACUUCCCCUCCCCCUGUGCUCCUGCUGUUAUUUUGGUAAUGCUCUGAUGCAAUAUUGCAACUUUAUGAAAUCUUUGUAUGAAAACAAAAAGACUGCAAAAAAUACACUUUCAAAAGAAAUAAUUUAUUGCAUGUUUAUUAUGCAAGUUUAAACAAACCAAGAAAACUUUCAGAAGCAAGUUGAUCCACGUGAGAGAAUUUUCAUGAUAAUUAUAUUCAUAGUAAUAAAGUGUUGUGGGCUUAAUUGUGUAUUUGGAGCCAGUGUCAUCCACCAACAAUAUGAUACAUUAUGAACUUGACAGUAGUUUUGAGUUUUUCUCUUUCUUUCAGCCACCUGUGAUCAGUUGUGGAUUAAGGACUUCUUUUCAGGCCAUUUUUUAAAUAUCAAAGCUGAAGCAAUAUCCAUUCAGGGAUUUCACCAGUUGCAUCAAAAAACAUGGAUGAUAAUAUCAAUCACUCCAUUUUGAGUCCUUUUAAAUGUGAUGUGAAUCUUUACAAAUAAAAAGAUUCAGAAUGGAAGCAAGGUCAUUUUGCAAAUAUUGGCGCUCUUUUAUUACAAGUCUGCUUGUUAAUUUUAGAAUUGUAAAACUGCUCUGAUUAAACUAUUUAAUUAAC
Cervus elaphus (red deer) is the source of this 16509-nucleotide messenger RNA. It is a transcript of the gene RYR2, whose product is annotated as ryanodine receptor 2. The coding region runs from base 139 to 15150 and encodes 5003 amino acids. Gene Ontology annotation, biological process: intracellular calcium ion homeostasis; calcium ion transmembrane transport. Gene Ontology annotation, molecular function: calcium ion binding; protein binding; ryanodine-sensitive calcium-release channel activity. NCBI's taxonomy places the organism in Eukaryota, Metazoa, Chordata, Mammalia, Artiodactyla, Cervidae. The record is from RefSeq and is a predicted model, not a curated record. Gene Ontology annotation, cellular component: Z disc; sarcolemma; smooth endoplasmic reticulum. The transcript is spliced from 106 exons.